AUGAACUUACAAUCAUUGAUUGUCGUAUUCAAUCUCCUUUUUCUUUAAACAAGAGCAGCCAAAUUAUCAGUUUCUUAAUCAACCCCAUAGAUUACCUAAUAUAAUCAAACCAUUUCAUAAUUUAAUUCGACAUUCAAAUAUAAUACCACCCUUUUAAUAGAAGGACAAGAAUUUUAAUUUCUGAUUGUAGAGUUUCAGUAAACUUCAAAUGAAAAUUCAAAAAUUGCUCUAUUAUUCAAUGAACACUCCCCAACCUUCUAGAUCAAUUAAACUAUUAAAUUUAAAGAUAUGGAUUAUGACAGUUACGCCUUAAAAAAAUAUAAUCAUUAGUUGUAGAUUCAAAACUCACCUAAUCCUAAAUUUAUUACUAUUCUCAGUAAUAUUUCAAUCUUCUUCGAUUUAACAUUAACAGGUACUAAUGUUUAAAUAUGUUUAAAUAAUUGCAGUAACAAUGGAAAAUGUAUAAAAGGGGAAUGUCAUUGUAGUUCUAAUUUCAUUGGGAAAGAUUGUUCAUUAGCUGCCAACAGAGUUAAAGAUCUAGACUUGGAGAAAUCAAACAUUAUCAAAUUAUGA
Messenger RNA from Paramecium tetraurelia, 573 nucleotides. RefSeq lists its product as uncharacterized. The transcript is spliced from 2 exons. The record is from RefSeq and is a predicted model, not a curated record. NCBI's taxonomy places the organism in Eukaryota, Ciliophora, Oligohymenophorea, Peniculida, Parameciidae.